GGCGGCGCUUGGCGGGGCCGGUGGCGGCGGCGGGGCGGCCAUGCUGCUCACCGUGUUCUGUCUGCGCCGCGACCGCAGCGAGCUCACCUUCUCCCUGCAGGUGGAUGCGGACUUCGAACUGCAAAACUUCCGCGCUCUCUGCGAGCUGGAGUCCGGUAUCCCGGCGGCCGAGAGCCAGAUCGUCUAUGCUGAGCGGCCUCUGACCGACAACAACAGAUCCUUGGCCUCCUAUGGCUUGAAGGAUGGGGAUGUGGUGAUUCUGAGACAGAAGGAGGCUGUGGAGCCACGACCUGCUGUGCGAUUCCCAGGUCUGCCCAGGAUAGACUUCAGCAGCAUCGCGGUCCCGGGCACCUCUGCGCCGGGGGUGCCGCAGGGGCUGAGCAACCCUGUGCUGCUGCGGGAGAUGCUGCUGGCCAACCCCCACGAGCUGUCCCUGCUCAAGGAGCGCAACCCGCCCCUGGCAGAGGCCUUGCUCAGCGGGGACCUGGAGAAAUUCACCAGGGUGUUGCUGGAGCAGCAGCAGGACCGAGCCCGGCGGGAGCAGGAGAGGAUCCGACUCUACUCAGCUGACCCUUUUGACCUCGAGGCACAGGCCAAGAUAGAGGAAGACAUAAGGCAACAAAACAUCGAGGAGAACAUGACAAUAGCAAUGGAGGAGGCCCCUGAGAGCUUUGGGCAGGUGGUGAUGCUGUACAUCAACUGCAAAGUCAACGGGCAUCCAGUGAAAGCCUUUGUGGACUCAGGUGCCCAGAUGACCAUCAUGAGCCAGGCUUGUGCUGAGAGGUGCAACAUCAUGAGGCUGGUGGACCGGCGGUGGGCUGGCAUUGCCAAGGGUGUAGGCACGCAGAAAAUCAUUGGCAGAGUGCACUUAGCUCAGGUCCAGAUUGAAGGAGAUUUCCUGGCAUGCUCCUUCUCCAUCCUUGAAGAGCAGCCCAUGGACAUGCUUCUAGGACUGGAUAUGCUGAAGAGGCAUCAGUGCUCAAUUGAUCUCAAGAAGAAUGUCCUAGUGAUUGGCACGACUGGCUCCCAGACCACCUUCCUCCCCGAGGGCGAGCUCCCGGAGUGCGCCCGGCUGGCGUACGGGGCCGGGCGGGAGGAUGUGCGGCCGGAGGAGAUCGCAGACCAGGAACUAGCAGAAGCAAUACAGAAGUCUGUAGAGGAAGCAGAGAAUAGUGACAAAGAAACUACCUCACUGGAACUGCCCUCAUUGCCAGCUCCUGAUGGCUUUCAAAAUCCAGUCCAGUCUCCAGGAUUAAAUUCCAAGAUCUGUAAUCCCACCAAUCAAUUACUUGAUCGUUCUGCCUCUGCCCCUGCUUCACUUUGCUCACCCGGCCCCAGCCUCCCGGCGCCCGCUGAUGCCGGAGCCGGCGAGCCUGCUGCCUCUGCAACGCGCUGCCAGGCGACCCCAGGAGGACAACAGCAGCAUCUUCCCACCGACGCUUCCUUGGCAGGUAAGGACCCUUCUCCCCAGCCGGGGGAGCUGACCUGUGGCAGUCCAGCUUGCCUUUCACAGCAGACACUCAAAGAAGCAGGUCUUGCUGACAGCCAAAGGGAAUGUGACACUGAAGGACAAGGCCCUGCCCAGGAACAUCCUUUGGAAGAGGCAGAAGGAAGUAGCUUGGCUGCUGCUGCUGCUGCUGCGAAGCACGAGCGGAGUAAAGAUGGAUGUCUGUCUUUGGAGCAGAAGAAUGAGCUCCCCACAGGCCAUCAGGUGAGCAAAGAUCCAGAGAAGGAACAACUGGAGGAGCAAACUGAGACAACCCACCCAGAAGCUCCUUGCCAUGUUGAGAAACCUGGCGUGGGAGAAGGCAGUCAGCCAGAAGAUCCUCCUGUGGAAAGGAGAGGAGAUGGGCAGGAGGAAGCAGGUCUGUCUCCUGCAGAAGGGAGCAUCCAGGUGUCAGCCUCCUGUAGCUGUCUGCAGACAGAAGCCUUCAUGGAAGUAGAUGUGGUUGAGCAGUCUGUGGCUGAAGAGCACAUCUCAGCCAGUGAGCAGAGGCAGCAGGCUGAGAACAGGAGCGCAGCUGAGCUGGGCUUGGAGCCCUUCUCCAUGGAGGUGGAACUGCUAAAAUCUGUGUCCUCCUCGAGCAGAACUCCUGCAGAGUGCACUGAGUUGUCUGCUUUGGCAGCUGAGGACAGCUCCUGCCCCUCCAGCAUCUGUCAGCUGGACACAGACCCCGGCAGGCCUGCAGAGGAGCCCUGUUCCUCCCUAGCAUCAGCCUUGAAAGAGCUUCACAAACUCUUGGUCAUCAGUCGGAAAGCAGAGUGCAAAGUCCUUGCCUCUGAGGAAGUCUCUCAGCUGGAAGUGGUUCCCAGAGAGCCAGCAGCCCAGCAGGAGGGACUUUCUGAGGGUGAGCAGAAAGGCUCAGCUCCAGCCAUCCAGGAACAGAGUUGCUCCUUCUGUGAGGUGAGGGCUGAAGGUGGAAGAGCAGAGGGGAAGCAGCUCUGUGCCGCUGGCAGAGAGAACGCCAGCAGUGGGCCUGUCGGUCAUGUGCGGUCUGCUCCUGGAGGAGCUGCUUCAGAGGUUCUGAGGUGUUCAGCUGAGAGUGAUUUGGUCGUGGUGGAUUCUACAGCAGCGUCUGACCAGCAGCAGAGCUCUGAGCAGCCAGAGGUUUUGGCAGAAGGCUCUCAGAGUCCAACUACUUGGACCUCUGUCUGCUCUGCGCCCGCUCCGGGUGAAGGCGCAGCUCCAGGUACUCGAAGCGCCUCCGCAGGAGCAGCCGGCAGAAGCAGCAGCGCUGCCUCCGAAGGCACAGAGCCAUCGGGGGGGGCGGAGGAGCUGCUGCUGAGCCCAGUGGGUAGCUCUGCUGGCCUUGGCUCAGCUGCUGGCCCUCCUCCUGCUUUCCCUGCGGCCGCUGUGGGUCGGCUCCUCGGUGCCGGUUUCACCGCCCGGGAAGCCCUGGAGGCUCUGGAGCGAGCGGAUGGCAACGCAGACCUGGCUCUUCUCAUCCUGCUGGCCAAGGGGAUCGUUGUUCCUACGUAACUGGGGAGGAGGCAGCUGGCUGGGCUGUCUUUUAAGGGACCUGUCUCGAUUCUACACCGAGCAGAAUGGCAAGACAGAUUGUUUUAUUGUCCCGUUGUUUGCAGCCAAAGUAACUUUGUCUCUUCUGUUUCACUUGUUAGAUUUGGCUCUUGGAAAGAAAGGAACAGGUCCUAGCCUUGUGUGGACAGGAUAGAUGUCACUGUGCAUUCUGGGUGCAGAGUCCUGCUUCUGUCCAGCUGUGCAUUUUAGAGAGAGCUCCAAUGGAAUGGACAGAAACCAAAUCAGAAGCCAUUGCAGGUCUCCACCCUGCCCGGCCUGAAGCAGGUUGUGAGUUGAGCCUGUGCGAGGGGCAGGAGGUGCAGGCCAGGUUUGCUCCUAAGAGGACUUUGUUUUAGCUCUCCUGUUGCCCAAUGUCCAGCUGGGUUGCUGAUGAGACUCUCAGGGCAGCUUCUGCAGGUGUGGAGAUGCCCAUAGGUGUGUGCCGCUUUG
Messenger RNA from Pogoniulus pusillus (Red-fronted tinkerbird), 3469 nucleotides. It is a transcript of the gene DDI2, whose product is annotated as DNA damage inducible 1 homolog 2. Gene Ontology annotation, molecular function: aspartic-type endopeptidase activity; protein binding. Gene Ontology annotation, biological process: proteolysis. Lineage: Eukaryota; Metazoa; Chordata; Aves; Piciformes; Lybiidae. The record is from RefSeq and is a predicted model, not a curated record.